Amoebophrya sp. A25 is the source of this 1965-nucleotide messenger RNA. The record is from the annotation of a GenBank genome assembly. NCBI's taxonomy places the organism in Eukaryota, Dinophyceae, Syndiniales, Amoebophryaceae.
AGGUUUUUCCCCUGAAGUCAAAAACAAAGUUUUUUUAGCGUAUUAUGGUCGGCAAGAAAGUCAAUCAGAAGAAUUUAACUUCCUACUAAUCUUUUUCGAUUCUAAAACGGUAUUCAAGUGUCUGAAGCCUUGUUUAAGAUCCGACUAUCCUCGAACUUCUAAGUCACCUUUAAGUCAGUUCCUUUUCCUUCAUCCUCCAGAGACCAAAAUGCCGAUCCCUCGUGAGAUUCACGUCUUUGCCUCCCAUAAGGGCGGCACUGGCAAAACCCAGCUCUGCUUUCAGUCUGCGUGCCAGUACGCGGAGGAUAACCCUGCCACGAAAGUACUAAUCAUGGACAUGACCGAAUUAGGUGACGCGUCGAAGCGGUGUCUCGGUGGCAGUUCCCAGGAUCCUCGCAUUAUCGAGCAGAACUGCGGCAAGAUUUUUGAUAUCGUGAAUGUGGCUACCCAACAAGCAGCCGAGGAGGCACAGCGCGAAGCAGCGGCGGCGGAGGGCAAUGGCUCAUCCAGUUCUUCGUCCGGCUUCGGGAUGGGCUUCGGCAGUAUGCUGGGCAGUUUGUUUGGUCGAGGCGGAAACUCCGCGCCUGCGGUGGUCGACACUGUGGGCAACGCGGUGCAGCCGUCUCGUUGGAACGAAGCCGUGCCGGAGAACGUGUACCUGAUCUCUAGCGGGGCAUCGCAUCAAGACGAGCAGCAUCGCACCCGUGAUGACACUGUUCGCAUCGCAAACGCUUUGCGAGAAUCUCUGGAAAAAACAGCAGAUACCUGGAAAAUCUUUAUCGAUACAGACGGCGAUCGCAGGCCAUCGCCGUCGACGCGAUUGGCGUACGCGCUUGCCGAUCUCUGUAUUAUCCCAUUGCAGCCAGACGAAUCCGAUUUCCAACGAUUGCAACCGAUGUUUGCAAUGAUGGCAGCGCUGUGGAACGAUGGCGAAAUGAGAUGUACUUGAUCCCUUUUGUUUCUGGUUGUUGAUGGUCAUUUACAACACAAAAAACUCUAACUCGGUUCUUUUUCUACUCUCACAUCGACUAUUAUUGCGUUUACCUUAUUCACAUCAAAUUCAAAACGUUACUCCAAAGACAGGUAAGAUUCAGAUGAUCGUGUGGAACAAGCUCCAAGUGUAUAAGCUUACGCCGUCGGACUUGGGCAGUUUUACCACUCCGAAAGUGACUGCGGAGAUGAUCGCCGCCCUGAACAACAAGUUGUAUCAACUUGCUGUACAGACUGAAUACAGUCCGCUGUUCCACCACGCGGGUGCGCCGUCACUUCAGGUCUUUCAGCAGAGCGCCACCUGUUUGGUCCGCGAUUUCCCCGACACGUGCGCCUACCCAGCGAACGCCAAGGGACUUCCAUACUGCCGUAUGAAGCCAGGAAAGGUGGUGCUGCGAAGUGGUGCAACUUUCGCAGUGCAACAAGCGGGAAUUGACUCGUGCGUCGAGAACAUCAAGGACGUCGUAGCGAGACUCGAUAAGAUGGAAAUCGAUGACGAUCUCUAAGCAAGUGAACAAAACACGGUAUUCAUGGCGACUAUGGUACUGAAACAACUUCGCGACGCGAUCCGAUGACGGAAGCAUAGCGCAAUUUUCUCUCAUAUCGUAGUUUUCUUUCUUAUACACACGGCAGUUUGCAAUCACGGACAGUUGAUCCAAGAACUUCUUAACACACCUAACGAUAUUCAUGUAGAAGCUAGCCGGCUUUAUCUUUUCCAUAAUUGAUGACCUUGGUUGAGUACUGAAGGCUCAUUAUCCUUGACCUUUUUGAUCAAUCCUUGGAAAUCGCACCAAAGGUGUGUGGUAUUCAAAUACGCAAUGUUACGCGUUGCGACCCCUGAAAAACCGAUUAUGUAAGAGUCGUGUCCCUCUACACAUUCCAAUGUUGCAUAAUUCUUCUUCAUGUUGUUGUUGAUAUCAGAGCAUACUUCUACCAGCAUGGAAAGCUAAUGCGCUGUAGCAAUCGCUGCCGGGC